Cantharellus anzutake is the source of this 1242-nucleotide messenger RNA. RefSeq lists its product as uncharacterized. The coding region runs from base 1 to 1242 and encodes 413 amino acids. NCBI's taxonomy places the organism in Eukaryota, Fungi, Basidiomycota, Agaricomycetes, Cantharellales, Hydnaceae. The transcript is spliced from 4 exons. The record is from RefSeq and is a predicted model, not a curated record.
AUGGAUCAUUCCCUUCCCUCAUCCCAAAUAAACUCCAUACGGUUUGACAGUGCUUCAUUAGGAUCUAGGAGGCGUGCCGCCAGUGGUGGCUCGAUUCUAUCAAGCUGGUGGUCGAAGGUCCGAAAACGCACACGCUCAAGGGCGAGCAGCACACGCAGUGCUCCCAACGCCUCACCAUCGGCGCACUCAAUUCCUCGCGCUCUUGGUGCAACCUCCCCCAUAUCAUUCCACUCCCAUUCUAGUGACUCGUCGCAGGUGCCAGCCCCAAGACUGGCACUACUGUUUGAUGGCGCUUACAAUCCCCCUCCACGAUUUGAUCCAAGUGUGAUCCUUUUUGGCCCUGUCCCAUCAAUCCUCCCCGCGUUGAAAAGGCUCCAUAACUUUCCCACCAGCUCCUCAUGCGAGGUCGGGAACUUGCAUCCCUCGGGGAACACAGCAUCUCCUGCAAGAGUCCCUCCUAAUUUACGUUUUAUAUCUCUCUCCAAACCCUUGUUCUCCCCAUAUCCAGAGACCCAACUCGAUCUUAGUCACGCUCAGGUGGAGCGGUUCACUGUCAGGGAGGCACUGGGUUCCGGCCGAGGCUAUGCUCUUUUACAGCUUGCCGAGCCAGGUGGCUCGAUGUAUACGUUGCGUUUAGAACAUGGAAAGUUCGAGAAUGGCGAUGAGGGGGCUCCGAAUUCUGCAGAAACAGAUUGCUCGGACGAAUAUCUGAACAGCAUCACCGCCGCGGAUAUCGCUUUUGGGAAAGAACAGCCGUUUAUUGAUUUUCUUCACACGUUAGACGCACUUGUCCAGAAAUGGGAGUUCGGAAACAAGUGGGGAAAGCGACAUGGGACUAGCCUUUCAUUUGCUCUGUGGAUGGCAAAACAGCUGGCCGAGCACGAUUCUGAAUGGGGAGAAGAUCUUGCAUCGGCCUGGGUUCAGGAGAAUAGCCCAAUUAUUGCCCACCCUGUGGGUUCCAGUCACCAAGAUCAGUGCGACGAAGGGGGAGUUCCCGAUGAUGACGCCCAUGAAUCCCAAGAAGACCAGGUGACCUUCCCGGAAGAAGAGACCGAAGAAAUGGAGCCGGUGAUUCUAGAAACUCCUCAAAUGGUCCUGUCGGAUGGAGAGACGGCGUCGGAACAUUCCGCUCAUACUCCAUCAACACCUCUUGCUCCGCUGGACGACGAUAUUGCUCAUUACCUCAAAGCAUUAGUACUCUUUGAGGGAGGAACUCCUCCCGAUGUCGAAGUAAUUUCCUAA